Molecule: messenger RNA, 507 nt
Organism: Apaloderma vittatum (bar-tailed trogon)
Lineage: Eukaryota; Metazoa; Chordata; Aves; Trogoniformes; Trogonidae
Gene: PTRH2
Product: peptidyl-tRNA hydrolase 2
Exons: 1
Coding region: 1-507 (168 amino acids)
Biological process (GO): positive regulation of anoikis; negative regulation of anoikis
Cellular component (GO): mitochondrion; cytosol
Molecular function (GO): peptidyl-tRNA hydrolase activity
Source: RefSeq, a predicted model, not a curated record
AUGGAUUCUCUCUCCAAACCCGGGCUCCUCAGCGUCAUCGCUGGCGUCGCCUGCGGCGUGUGCCUGGGAUGGGGCAUUCGCGGGAGACUUCUGAGGCGGCCCAGAUCCCCCGCCAACAACCUGGGCAGCGAAACGAACGUCAUGGGAGAGUCCGGGGAGUUCAAGAUGGUGCUGGUCGUCCGCAACGAUUUGAAGAUGGGGAAGGGUAAAGUGGCAGCACAGUGUUCCCAUGCCGCUGUGUCUGCCUACAAGCAAGUGCAGAGAAGAAAUCCCGAACUCCUGAAACAGUGGGAGUACUGCGGGCAACCUAAAGUGGUCCUCAAAGCUCCUGACGAAGAGACGCUGAUCCAGCUCCUGGCUGAGGCGAAACGCCUCGGACUGACUGUGAGCUUAAUACAAGACGCGGGUCGUACUCAGAUAGCUCCAGGCUCCCAGACAGUCCUCGGUAUAGGACCAGGACCAGCUGAUGUAGUAGAUAAAGUUUCUGGUCACCUAAAACUUUACUGA